AUGAAUCAAUCAAUAGCGAAUAAUUCAAUUAAUCAACAAAAUACAACAAUAAAUGAAGAUGAAAAUAAUAGUAAUGAAUUUGAUAAUUUAUUAGAUAUUUUCUCAUCUGAUAUGGAUUUUGAACAAGCUUUUUCAAUGUAUAAUAAUUUACAACAAUCUAAAAUUAUUGGAUCAUUUGAAGAAUUAAAUAAAUUUCAACAAUUAAAUAGUCAAUAUGUUACUAAUUUAAAUAAUCAAUCUGGUUCAAUAUCUUCUAUAAAUCAGCAGCAACAACAACAACAACAACAGCAGCAACAGCAGCAAGUACAACCACCAAUUUUACAACAAACACAACCAACUCCGGAUGAAUUUGCCUUCUCAAGACAACAAAUACUAAAUGGUCCAUCACAACUUCAACUACAACAAACACAAAUUCAACAACAAACACAACAACAACAACAACAACCACAAGAAGAAGAUGAAUAUGAUCAAUUUUUCACAAAUACUGAAUCAGAUGCUUUAGAAAGAUUUUUAGAUAAUUUAGCUAAUCCAAAUUCAUCAGCUGAUCCAUUACAAUUUUAUAGGUCAAAUUCAACAACAAAUCAUCAUAUUCAAGCUCAUAAAGAUCUUGAUUUAGAUUUUAAUUUUGAAAUGCAUACUAUGAAAGUACCAACACCAUCAUUCAAACAACAAGAACAAUCACAAUUACAGUCACAAUCACAAGCACAAUCACAAUCACAACAUCAAAAUCAAAAUCAUCAUCAAAACCAACUUCAUGAACAGCCAAAACAAAUGCAUUCACCACCUUAUGAACAACAAAAAUCAUCAUAUAAUUCAAAUUUAAAUAUAAAUGAUAAUAUAAUACAACAACCAUCACCACCACAUUCAUUUCAUCAUCAAUUAGUGCAAAAUCAAUCUCAACAACAAACUGUACAACCACCUAUCUUGAAUAAUCCCUUUUUACAAAGUGGUAAUUUUAAUCAAGAUCAUAAAACUCUUAAAAGAGAAUUAGCUGAAGCAUUUGCUCCAACAGAAACUUUCACACAAAAAGUAUCAACUAAUAUAAAAUCACCAAAACUACAACAGCCUAUUCAAAAUUCAAAGCAAAUUAAAUCAAUACCGACGACUACUGAUCCAAAAAUCAAAACUGAACCUACCACAAAUCAAUUAAUAACACCACCAAUUUCAGGAGAUGAAUGUAAAAAAAGACAAAGUGAUGAUGAAGAAGAUGAUGAAGAAAUGUCAUCAUCAGAAGAAGAUAACUCAUUAAGUUUAGUAAAUUCAAAUUCAUCAUCAUCAUCAGAGAAUCAACAACAACCAAAAUUAAAAAAAAGAAGAAGAUCAUCAAAUAAACCAUUAUUAACAUUAGCUCAAAAAAGAUUAAAUCAUUCAGCAUCAGAACAAAAAAGAAGAAUGGCAUGUAAAACAGCUUAUAAUAGAUGUUUGAAUCUUAUUAUAGAUUUAAAAAAAUUUGAAAAUUUACCUGAUCAUAAUAAUCAAAAUGAUAUUGAAAGAAAAAGUAAAAGAGCUUUAAAAACAAAAGAUGGUUUACCAAAUUUAUCAAAACAUAAUGCAUUAGUUAGAAUUAGUAAUGAAAUGAUUUUAAUUAAAUCAUUAAAUGAAAAAUUAAAAGCAUUAUUGAAUUGA
Molecule: messenger RNA, 1626 nt
Organism: Lodderomyces pseudojiufengensis
Lineage: Eukaryota; Fungi; Ascomycota; Pichiomycetes; Serinales; Debaryomycetaceae
Gene: INO2
Product: Ino2p
Exons: 1
Coding region: 1-1626 (541 amino acids)
Source: RefSeq, a predicted model, not a curated record